AUGGGUGGGUGGCUUCGUGUGGGUGGCUCCAAACGAUUCGCGGACAGUUCGGGUGUGAUGCGCACCCUGGAAUUCCCCGCACGGUCUGUCAGUGUUGCGUACGCCUCGAUCCACUCGGGUUACACGUACACGGUUAGCGAUUUGGAACCGAACAGUGUGUACGACGUGCAACUGAGCGCCUACUACGAGAUGACGCUGGACAUGGAAAGCAAUUGGGAGACCACAAGUUGUUAUACACAAAUGCAAAAAGUUCACCCAAUCAGCCAUGAUGAUGCACGGCUUCUGAAUCUCCUGGUUGAUAUGCUCCUCCAAACUUGA
Messenger RNA from Echinostoma caproni, 318 nucleotides. The record is from the annotation of a GenBank genome assembly. Lineage: Eukaryota; Metazoa; Platyhelminthes; Trematoda; Plagiorchiida; Echinostomatidae.